AUGUCUCAGCCUCACUCCUCUAAACCUACCAGCACUAUUUUCAGUUCAGUUCCUUCACCACAGUGGACUCUUCUCUUUCUUCUUUUCCUCUACAUUGUCGGUUUCAACACUCUCCACCUCCCAAACUCUACAGCUGCCCUUUCAAAUGUCCGAAAUGCCCUCCGCUUCCGCAACAUUUACCUCUCCUUCACCACCAAUUCCACUGUCUCCGCCUAUCUGCGGGCCCUCACCCUCCACCCUCACCUCGCUGGCACCCACCCCGCCCUCCAGACUGCCCGCUUCGUCCACACCCACUUCGCCGACCUAGGGCUUCGGACCCACACAGUUGAUGAUAGAGCUCUUCUCUCUUAUCCUUUGCAGUCCUCGCUCUCGGCACAUUUUAGUGAUGAGAGCUCUAGGGAGCUGCCGUUGGUGGAGCCGGGUGGGGCCAGGGCGGAGGUGGUGCGACCGUAACAUUCCUACUCGCCGUCGGGGGCAUAGGCGGUGUAUGUGAAUCUGGGGAGGGAGGAGGACUACCGUGCCCUGAGGAGGGUCGGGGUGGAUGUUAUGGGGUGUGUGGCGGUGGUGAGAAGGCGGGAGGAGUCAAGGGGAGGGGUGGUGGGGAGGGCAGUGGAGGAGGGGGUGGUGGUGGUAUUAAUGUACACGAAGGGGGAGAGUAUGAGUGGGGUGGAGAGAGGGACGGUGAUGAAAGUCUUGGGGGACCCACUAACUCUCGGGUGGGGUGGUGAGGCUUUGGACUUGGAGGACUCUCAUAUUUUGAACAGAUUUCCCAAAAUUCCAUCUAUGCCCAUUUCACCUGAAGUUGCUUACUCCAUUUUGAGGUCCCUUGAGGGCCCUCAAAUGCCCCACCACUGGAGAGGUGAUGCCCUAGGUCCCCAACCCGGUCCGACUCUUUUGAACUUCACGUACCAGGCGGAGAAAAAGAUAGCUACCAUUCAUAAUGUUUUUGCUGUCAUAAGGGGAUCUGAAGAGCCUGAUUGCUAUGUCUUGCUUGGCAACCACAGAGAUGCAUGGACAUAUGAAGCUGUUGACCCCAAUAGUGGAACUGUAGUGCUACUUGACAUUGCUCGUAGAUAUGCUCUUAUGAUGCGUCAGGGGUGGCAACCUCGGAGGACAAUUGUUCUAUGCAGUUGGGAUGCAGAAGAGUUUGGGAUGAUAGGAUCUACUGAGUGGGUCGAACAAAACCUUUUGAAUCUGGGUUCUAAAGUUGUAGCAUACCUUAAUGUAGACUGUGCAGUUCAAGGACCAGGCUUCUUUGCUGGUGCAACGCCUCAGCUAGAUAAUCUUCUCAUUGAGGUUGCAAAGAAGGUCCAGGAUCCUGACUCAGAGAGCAUGACCAUAUAUGAUAACUGGAUGAUUACAAAUAAAGUCAUCAAUAUUCAGAGGCUAAGUGGAGUGGAUUCUGAUUUUGCUCCACUUUUGCAACAUGCAGGGGUUCCUUCUGUUGAUUUAUACUAUGGAAGAGUUUUUCCAGUCUAUCACACUGCUUUUGACUCCUAUAACUGGAUGACAAACCAUGGGGAUCCAUUGUUUCAACGUCAUGUGGCUGGUUAGCUUCUUUUCCUUCUA
Molecule: messenger RNA, 1569 nt
Organism: Vitis vinifera (wine grape)
Lineage: Eukaryota; Viridiplantae; Streptophyta; Magnoliopsida; Vitales; Vitaceae
Product: probable glutamate carboxypeptidase AMP1
Exons: 6
Molecular function (GO): carboxypeptidase activity
Source: RefSeq, a predicted model, not a curated record